AUUAACCAUGGUUAUUUUCACCUCGUCUCUCAGCUGAUCUCUCUCUCUCCUCCACAGAUCUGCCUAAGCACAGGGUUUCAUUUCGAAUUCUUAUAUUGAAUUUUCUUCCCGAAUCUACAAUUUUCCGGCAAAUUCCCUGCUCAGUGGUGUUACCGGAUGUGGAAAAUUAUAAAUGGAGACACAGAGAAUCAUGGAGUUUCCUCACAGAAACAUGGAUAAACGGCCAAAGAAACGACCUCGUUUAACAUGGGACAUGCCUCAACCUGUUCCUCCUACAAAGGUCCUUCCAACAAUAUAUUGUGGGCAGGAGUUUGCAAAUGGGACAGUUCCCAAUUAUGCUUAUUCUUCUAUAUAUUACAAGGGGGUGCCCAGCAAUGGUUCUCCUCCUUGGAGGCCGGACGACAAAGACGGCCAUUUCGUUUUUGCUAUUGGAGAGAAUUUAACUCCUCGUUACAGGAUUAUGAGCAAAAUGGGGGAAGGGACUUUUGGGCAAGUCUUGGAAUGUUUGGACAGUGAAAGAAAAGAGAUUGUGGCAAUUAAAGUUGUCCGCUCGAUACACAAAUAUCGGGAAGCUUCCAUGAUUGAAAUUGAUGUCCUACAGAAGCUUGCCAAGCAUGAUAUUGAUGGCACACGUUGUGUGCAAAUACGGAAUUGGUUUGACUAUCGUAAUCAUAUUUGUAUUGUUUUUGAGAAGCUUGGUCCUAGCUUAUACGAUUUUCUCCGCAAAAACAGCUAUCGUUCAUUUCCCACUGAUCUUGCUCGGGAGUUUGGCAGACAACUUUUGGAAUCUGUAGCAUUUAUGCAUGAUCUGCGCCUAAUUCACACUGAUCUGAAACCAGAAAAUAUUCUGCUUGUUUCCUCGGAGUAUAUUAAAGUGCCAGAUUAUAAGUUUCUGUCACGAUCCAUGAAAGAUGGUUCCUAUUUCAAGAAUCUGCCAAAGUCAAGUGCUAUUAAGCUCAUUGAUUUUGGGAGCACUACAUUUGAACAUCAGGAUCACACCUAUGUGGUGUCUACUCGACAUUACCGUGCACCUGAGGUUAUUUUGGGUCUUGGAUGGAACUAUCCUUGUGAUAUGUGGAGUGUGGGUUGCAUUCUUGUUGAACUUUGCUCUGGGGAUGCCCUUUUUCAAACACAUGAGAACUUGGAACACCUUGCCAUGAUGGAGAGGGUAUUGGGACCACUGCCUCAACAUAUGAUAAUUAGAGCCGAUCGUCGUGCUGAGAAAUAUUUUAGAAGAGGUGCACGAUUGGAUUGGCCAGAGGGUGCAACCUCAAAAGAAAGUAUGAGGGCAGUUUGGAAACUGCCCCGUCUUCAGAACCUGGUCAUGCAGCACGUGGACCACUCAGCCGGUGAUCUGAUUGAUCUCUUACAAGGGCUUCUACGUUAUGACCCAGCAGAGCGUCUCAAGGCAAGGGAAGCACUGAGACAUCCCUUCUUCACAAGGGAUCUGAGAAGGUGUGGCUAUCCUGUGUAAUUGGAAAUGUCAUCUCUGCUCUAGAUGAGCAUAAACGAGAAUGUUUGAGCAUAAAAGUUGGUCUAGAAGGAGGAAAAGAAAAGAAUGAAGCUAUCAAUUGAUAGUUUUAAUGCACAACAUAAUUUCUGCCACAUUGUGUGGCCGUUGCUGUACAGUAGAUUGUACCCCUCUUCCUCAUCUAUCACCAUUUGUCUUCCGUGUUUCUGAUUCUCUUUCGUGUAGUCAUAUCUGAAUCCCCUCAUUUCUAAUUGAAAUGUUUGUUGUGUUCCUGUUCUUCUGUGUCUAAUAGAGUCGUGUUUCAUUGUGAAAGAGUUGCUUUCCACUUUUUUAUUGAUUCUUCCUCCUCUUCUUUUGGUGUCUCUUGUCAGCAUGUCAUUCUAUUUAUUUGUAAGUUGGAACCUAAAACUGAGGGAUAGCUAGCAUAGAUGUGCUUAAGCCAUUGGGGAUCUGUCUUCCAAAUUUUGAAUUACUGCGUAUCACUGUUGUAGCUGCAAGCCGAGAAGUGAGAGCUGGGUAAGUGUUUGCUCUGUGCAUUUGUGUGUGUGUGGAGAUACUCAGUGCGUAGUGAGCCUCAGCAUGGUCAAUUGAGGAUGUUGUGUCUAUGUGUGGUGGAGAUAUACAGUGCAGAGUUAAGCCUAGAGCAAGGUUAGUUGGCCUUGUUUGUGUACAUGCAGUGCGUAUAUUAAACGUGUUAGACUAGUAUAGUCACUGUGGGCUGGCGUGUGUGUGUGGAUUGGUGAAUGGUAGCAUUGUUGAGACUCGAGUCCAUUUGGCAUUUUUAUGACAUGGUUUGGCUCUGCUUUGAAUGUUGAUCUCUACGUUGAACUUAGUGGCCAUAUAACCCUGUUAAACCCAGUUAAGUUGACUGCAAAGUCUAGGUUAUUUAGUGUUUUCUCGAACUGCAAUACAGACAAACUAACUUUUUU
Messenger RNA from Ilex paraguariensis (yerba mate), 2400 nucleotides. The record is from the annotation of a GenBank genome assembly. NCBI's taxonomy places the organism in Eukaryota, Viridiplantae, Streptophyta, Magnoliopsida, Aquifoliales, Aquifoliaceae.